Molecule: messenger RNA, 2180 nt
Organism: Molossus molossus (Pallas's mastiff bat)
Lineage: Eukaryota; Metazoa; Chordata; Mammalia; Chiroptera; Molossidae
Gene: ZNF668
Product: zinc finger protein 668
Exons: 3
Coding region: 107-1966 (619 amino acids)
Biological process (GO): regulation of transcription by RNA polymerase II
Molecular function (GO): DNA-binding transcription factor activity; RNA polymerase II cis-regulatory region sequence-specific DNA binding
Source: RefSeq, a predicted model, not a curated record
GUGCCUGCCUCUCCCUGGCAGUGUCCGGGACUCCGUUGGUGUGAGGAGCUGUAGCUGACGCCACGGAGCCAGUCCAAGUCCGUUCAGAGCUUUGCCCAUCGAGGCCAUGGAGGUGGAAUCUGUGGAGGCCCGGUCCCCAGGCCCCGGCUACAAGCGCUCUGGCCGCCGCUACAAGUGCCUGUCCUGUACCAAGACAUUUCCAAAUGCACCCAGGGCAGCGCGCCACGCUGCCACACAUGGGCCUGGAGACUGCGCAGAGGAAGUGGCAGAGGUGAAACUGAAGCCAGAGACAGAAUCUAAAGCAGAGGAUGCCAGCGGGGACAAAGUAUCAGGUGCAGUGACUAAGCCUCGGCCUUAUGCAUGCCCAUUGUGCCCCAAGGCCUACAAAACAGCACCCGAGCUGCGCAGUCACGGGCGCAGCCACACGGGGGAAAAGCCCUUCCCCUGUCCGGAGUGCGGCCGCCGCUUCAUGCAGCCUGUGUGCCUGCGCGUGCACCUGGCCUCGCAUGCUGGCGAGCUGCCCUUCCGCUGCACGCACUGCCCCAAAGCCUAUGGCGCGCUCUCCAAGCUCAAGAUCCACCAACGCGGUCACACGGGCGAGCGGCCCUACACCUGCGCCGACUGUGGCAAGAGCUUUGCGGAUCCUUCUGUGUUCCGCAAGCACCGGCGCACACAUGCUGGCCUGCGGCCAUAUGGCUGUGAGCGCUGCGGCAAGGCCUAUGCCGAGCUCAAGGACCUGCGCAACCACGAACGGUCCCACACCGGUGAGCGCCCCUUCCUCUGCUCAGAAUGCGGGAAAAGCUUCUCCCGUUCAUCUUCGCUCACGUGCCACCAGCGCAUCCAUGCAGCACAGAAGCCCUAUCGCUGCCCGGCCUGUGGCAAGGGCUUCACACAGCUCAGCUCCUACCAGAGUCAUGAGCGCACUCACUCUGGCGAGAAGCCCUUUCUGUGCCCCCGCUGUGGCCGCAUGUUCUCUGACCCCUCAAGCUUCCGGCGCCAUCAACGGGCCCACGAGGGCGUGAAGCCUUACCGCUGCGAGAAGUGUGGCAAAGACUUCCGGCAGCCGGCGGACCUGGCCAUGCACCGGCGGGUGCACACGGGUGACCGGCCGUUCAAGUGCCUGCAGUGUGACAAGACGUUCGUGGCUUCCUGGGACCUCAAGCGGCACGCGCUGGUGCACUCAGGCCAGCGGCCCUUCCGCUGUGAAGAGUGCGGCCGAGCCUUCGCCGAGAGAGCCAGUCUCACUAAGCACAGCCGGGUGCACUCGGGGGAGCGCCCCUUCCACUGUAAUGCUUGUGGAAAGUCCUUUGUGGUAUCGUCAAGCCUGAGGAAACACGAGCGGACCCAUCGAAGUAGUGAGGCCACAGGGGCAGCCCCACAACAGGAGCUGGUAGUGGGCCUAGCACUGCCAGUCAGUGUGGCAGGCGAGGGCUCAAUGGCCCCAGCAGCAGGUACAGGGCUAGGGGACCCUCCAGCAGGGCUGCUAGGGCUGCCCCCGGAAUCAGGUGGUGUGAUGGCCACACAGUGGCAAGUGGUGGGCAUGACGGUAGAGCAUGUGGAGUGCCAAGAUGCUGGGGUUGGGGAGGCUCCUGGUCCCUUGGGGGGGACAGGCGAGGUGGGGAGUGAAGAGGUGGAAGAGAAGCCACCGCAGUUUGUGUGCCGGGAAUGCAAGGAGACAUUUUCCACGCUGACGUUGCUGCGACGGCAUGAGCGCUCACACCCAGAGCUCCGGCCCUUUCCCUGUACCCAGUGUGGCAAGAGCUUUUCAGACCGGGCUGGGCUACGCAAACACAGCCGCACACACAGCUCUGUGCGCCCCUAUACCUGCUCCCACUGCCCCAAGGCCUUCUUGAGUGCCAGCGACCUACGCAAGCACGAACGCACUCACCCUGUGCCCAUCGGGACCCCCACACCCCUUGAGCCCCUUGUGGCUUUGCUAGGAAUGCCUGAAGAAGGGCCAGCCUGAGGCCCAUGCCCCUUCCUCUGAAAUCCCAGGAGCUCAGCCCCCAUCAGGCGCUUCCUGGACCUCCCUUUGCCCCAGCUUACUCUUUAGACUCCGGAUCCCUGCCCCCCAGGUAGCCAGCUUACCUUCCCAACAAAGAAGCCUGGGGACAGUGGAGGCUGGUACCCACUGUUGAGAGACAUGGCUCUGUGAGUAACUCAUUAAAGCAUUCACUUUG